Molecule: messenger RNA, 1602 nt
Organism: Trichoderma citrinoviride
Lineage: Eukaryota; Fungi; Ascomycota; Sordariomycetes; Hypocreales; Hypocreaceae
Product: sugar transporter
Exons: 5
Coding region: 1-1602 (533 amino acids)
Biological process (GO): carbohydrate transport; transmembrane transport
Cellular component (GO): membrane
Molecular function (GO): carbohydrate:proton symporter activity
Source: RefSeq, a predicted model, not a curated record
AUGGAGAAGCAUGAAGAGACAGCUGCGAGUGGGCAGGAGGCGACGCCCCUGGAAAAGGGCGAGCUUGUUCACAUCGAUGUGACUCGCGACAUCACCCGCGCCGAACACGAACUGGGCUUCUGGCAAGCUAUGAAACAGUAUCCCACCGCCACAUUCUGGGCCAUGUUCUUCAGCAUUGCAGUCAUCAUGUCAGGCUACGACGGCCAAAUCAUUUUCUCAUUCUAUGCCCUUCCGGCUUUCCAAAAGAGAUAUGGAAACCUCGUCGAUGGCUCCUACGAAAUUCCUGCUCCAUGGCAGACUGCUCUGGGUAUGGGCAACCCGAUCGGCCAGGUCCUGGGCGCGCUUGCCAGCGGCUAUCCCAUGGAACGAUUUGGACGGAGAUGGACGUUGGCUGUGUGCUGCGUAUGGUCCAUCGGCUUUGUGUUUGUGCAGUUUUUCGCCACAUCUCUUCCGAUGCUCUGCGCAGGCGAGAUCCUGGGUGGCCUGGCUUACGGAUUCUACGUGGUUAUUGCCCCAACAUACGCAUCCGAGAUCUGUCCCCUGGCUCUCCGAGGUCUGCUCACGGCCUUCAUAAACUUGGCUUUUGUUAUCGGACAGUUCAUAGCCCAGGGAGUCGCUGCCGGCCUCGAGGGUCGAGAGGAUCAAUGGGCAUAUAAAGCGCCGUUUGCGCUGCAAUGGCUCUGGCCCUUGAUCAUUCUCGUGGGUUUGCCAUUUGCACCGGAAAGCCCAUACUGGCUUGUCCGGCAGGGGCGAAGAGAGGAUGCCCGCAGCGCCCUUGCAAAUUUAUCGUCCUCGAAGAACGCACCAGAUAUUGACCAGGUACUGCUUGGUGUUGAGCAGACCGACCGGUUGGAGCAAGAGUUUGAAGCGACAACCAAUUACCGGGAUCUGUUCAAGGGUGUCAACCGUGUACGAACGGAGAUCACAAUCAUGGUAUAUCUGAUCCAGGUUAUAGCCGGAAAUCCGCUCAUCGGCUACGCAAACUACUUUUUUGAACAGGCCGGCCUAAAUCCUUCAGACGCAUUCGAUAUGGGUGUUGGUAACACUGCGCUGGGAUUCGUCGGUACCAUCACAUCUUGGUUCCUGCUCAACUAUUUUAAACUCGGUCGUCGAACAAUAUACACCACCGGCAUGUGGGUUAUGACAUUGCUCCUGUUCAUUAUUGGCUUUCUCAGCAUCCCGACGCACAAUACCGGUGCAAUCUGGGCAAUGGCCAGCUGCAUGGAUAUAUGGACAUUCAUCUAUCAGAUGACAGUUGGACCUAUCUGCUUUGUUAUCAUUUCCGAGAUAUCAUCUACUCGACUGCGAACAAAGUCCAUCGCUGUUUCCACUGCGAUUCAGUCAUUCUUCAACAUCAUUACCACGAUUGCCAUGCCCUAUAUGCUGAAUUCCGAUCAGGCCAACUGGGGAGGCAAAGCAGGCUUUUUGUUUGGAGGAAUCAGCUUCUUCUGCGCCAUCUGGUGUCACUUCAGACUCCCCGAAAGUCAGGGAAGAACGUUUGAGGAGUUGGAUAUCCUCUUUCAAAGAAAGGUUCCGCUGAGAGAUUUCAAGACGUAUGAUCUCCUGGUAGAAACUGGCUUGGAGAAAGCUACAUUGGCAUAA